Arachis duranensis is the source of this 3567-nucleotide messenger RNA. RefSeq lists its product as uncharacterized. Gene Ontology annotation, molecular function: RNA-DNA hybrid ribonuclease activity; nucleic acid binding. The record is from RefSeq and is a predicted model, not a curated record. The transcript has 5 exons. Bases 1 to 3567 code for a protein of 1188 amino acids. NCBI's taxonomy places the organism in Eukaryota, Viridiplantae, Streptophyta, Magnoliopsida, Fabales, Fabaceae.
AUGGGAGCAACCCCUUUUUAUCAUUCUAUCUUCGAGGUCCGGUUACCAAAGCACUUCGAUAAGCCAAUAGACAUGAGGAAAUACCUAGACAGGUUCAACGACAAGUGCUUGGAGAUCGACGGCCUAACCGACUCGGUGGCCAGUUUAUGCUUGACGAAUGGAUUGCGGAACGAGGAUUUCAAAAAGCACCUUACCACCAAACCUGUGUGGACGAUGCAAGAAAUCCAAAACGUGGCCAGGGAGUUUAUCAAUGAUGAAGAGGUUAGCCAGGUUGUGGCGACCAACAAGUGGCAAUCCGUCUACAAUCAACCUCGACAGCCCGGUAGCGGGGAAAGGCCAAAGGAGCACUCCAAGGAUGGAGCUCCGGCCAAGGCCUUCAAGCCGUUCCCCCGGGUUGGGAAUUUUACCAAUUACACCCUACUGAGAGCCCCGAUUGUGGAAGUUUAUCAGCAGAUCGCCAAUAAAGGCAUCUUGUCGAAGCCCCGACAACUCAAAGACAGAACAGGAGGGAACAAAAACAUCUAUUGCGACUACCAUAAGGGGUAUGGCCACACGACUCAGGAUUUUUUGGACCUGAAAGACGCUCUAGAGCAGGCAAUCCGGGAAGGCAAGCUGGCAGAAUUCUCUCACCUCCUAAGGGAAGCAAGGAGACGAGACCGUGAUCGAACUGGUGACGAUAAGAGCCAUGCUGUGAGGCAGCGACAAGAGCCUGAGGAGGACGGCGAGCGUGGCCUCGCUAUCGUGAAUAUCGUGGUUGGUAGAGACGUGCCUCCUAGGUCCAAGUCGGCGAGCAGAAAAGAUGCCAAAGUGUUAGCCGUGUCAUCAUCCAGUUCCAUGUUUCCCUCCAAGAGGAUACCGCCAAUAUCAUUCGGCCCUGAGGACCAAUGGUUUGACGAGCUACCAGAGAAACCUCCCAUGGUGAUCACAGCUAGAGUUGGAACCGGCUUGGUAAAGCGAAUCUUAGUAGAUACUGGAGUGGAUUCAAACAUCAUGUUUCGCAAUACGUUUGAUGCUUUGGUCCUCCGAGACACCGACCUAAAGACCCACCAGCAUGGCGUGGUCAGUUUAGGAGAUAACUUCAUCAAACCUGAUGGGAUAAUCUCAUUACUAAUAUCCGUAGGAGGACGAGGUAAGAGGUCGGUAAUAGCGGAGUUCGUGGUCUUAAGGAACUCCACGGCCUACAACCUGAUCCUAGGAAGAAGAACUAUAAAUGAACUCAGAGCAGUGAUUUCCACAAAGCUACUAGUGAUGAAGUUUGUCGCUGACGAUGGGUCAAUUGGAUCCAUCAGAGGAGAUUUGGAGACGGCGGUCGCUUGUGACAACGCCAGUCUCUCCCUAAGGAGGAAGUCUAAAGAAGCAUCCGGGGUCUUCUUAGCUGAUCUAGAUGCCAGGGUCGAUGACAAACCGAGGCCAGAACCCGAAGGGGACCUAGAGAAGUUUAGGGUCGGCGAUUCGAAGGAAAAGUUCACCUUCGUGAAUAGAAACCUCCCCCAAGGCUUGAAAGGACCCCUGGUGGAAAUGAUCAGAGCUAACGGUGAUCUAUUCGCCUGGACGCCAGCCGACAUGUCGGGGAUCGAUCCCCAAUUCAUGUCGCACCACCUAGCUGUGAGAGCAGAAGCCAAGCCGGUGGCACAAAGGAGGAGAAAAAUGUCCCAAGAAAGGGCAGAAGAGGUGGCUAGGAAAAUGGCCAGCCUGCUAGAAGUAGGAUUCAUUCGAGAACUAGACUACGCGACCUGGUUGUCUAACAUAGUCUUAGUUAAGAAAGCCAAUGGGAGAUGGAGGAUGUGCGUGGGCUAUUCCGACCUCAACAAGACGUGCCCCAAGGACUCCUUCCCUCUUCCCAAUAUUGAUGCCCUUGUUGACGCGGCCACGAGAUACCGGUAUCUGUGUUUUAUGGACGCGUACUCUGGCUAUAACCAGAUACCGAUGCACCGGCCAGAUGAAGAGAAGACGUCGUUCAUAACACCAGGAGGAACGUACUGUUAUAAGGUAAUGCCGUUUGGACUGAAGGAUGCGGGAGCUACGUACCAAAGGCUAAUGAAUAAGAUAUUCAAUGGUCUUAUCGGCAAGACGGUGGAGGUGUACGUAAACGAUAUUCUAGUAAAGACCACCCGGGCCGAAGACCUCAUCGGUGAUUUAGAGAACGUGUUCACUUCUCUUCGGCGGCACGAUAUGAGGCUCAACCCACUCAAGUGCGCCUUCGCUGGAGGACGUGAAAUUUUUGGGGUUUAUGAUAACCCAAAGAGGAGUGGAGGCCAACCCGGAGAAGUGCAAAGCAAUCUUACAAAUGAAGAGCCCAAAAUGCGUAAAAGACGUGCAGAGACUGGCAGGAAGGCUAACCGUGCUAUCUCGAUUCCUCGGAGCGUCAGCUGCCAAGGCCCUACCCUUUUUCAACUUGAUGAAAAAAGGGAUAGCGUUCGAAUAGACCCCAGCCUUCAAGGAAGCCUUCCAUCACUUCAAAAGCAUCAUCUCCUCACCACAUGUCCUCGCCGUCCUGGUGCGGGAAGAAGGAAGGUUCAGCAACCGGUCUACCUCGUAAGCAAGGCGCUGCAGGGGGCAGAGCUGAGAUAUAGCAAGUUAGAGAAGCUGGCCUACGCACUCCUGACCUCUUCCCGCAGGCUCCGGCAAUAUUUCCAAGGGUACCAGAUAAUUGUUAGAACGGACCAGUACAAACCCAGGCAUGCGAUCAAGGCCCAAGCCAUGGCCGACUUCCUGGUCGAAGUAACGGGAAGCCUCCCCGAGCAACUGAGCACACGGUGGAAGCUUCAUGUAGACGGAGCCUCCAACCAGACGUUCGGGGGAGCAUGGACCAUCUUGGAAAGUCCAACCGGAGUCAUAUAUGAGCAAUCGGUCAAGUUUGAGUUCUCAGUGUCCAACAACCAAGCAGAGUACGAGGCCCUUCUUGGCGGCCUACUCCUGGCAAAAGAGAUUAAUGGGACAUACCAGGCCAUAGAUUCACUAUUACAAAAGUAUUUGGAGAAGGUCAAGAAGCUGAGCCAGGAGUUCGAUGAGGUCACGGUGCAACACGUUCCGAGAGAGAGGAACACCCGGACUGACCUCUUAUCAAAGCUGGCAAGCACGAAGCCAGGAACGGGUAACCGAUCUCUGAUGCAAGGCUUAGAGAAGGAACCAACGGUGGCCCUGCACAUAACACAGGCAACCGACUCUCCUUCCUGGAUGGACCCAAUCAAAGAUUACCUUGAAAGAGGCAGUCUCCCUAGUGAUGACAAAACGGCAAAGGCGCUAAGAAGAGAAGUGGCCAAGUAUACAAUAAUACAAGGCCAGCUAUUCAAGAAAGGGCUUAACCAACCCCUAUUGAAGUACUUGCACCCCGGCCAAACGGACUAUGUGCUAAGUGAAGUCCAUGAGGGGUGUUGCAGCCAUCAUAUUGGAGGGAAGGCCUUAGCACAAAAAAUCGUCAAGGCCGGUUACUACUGGCCCUCGAUAAUGGCGGACUCCAAAGAGUUCGUGAAGAGAUGCAAGAAAUGCCAGGAGAACGACAACUUUCACAAAGCAUCGACAGCCAAACUAAGCCUGCUCAUGUCCUCCCGGCCAUUCUCACAGUAG